Pogona vitticeps (central bearded dragon) is the source of this 1410-nucleotide messenger RNA. It is a transcript of the gene TFB1M, whose product is annotated as transcription factor B1, mitochondrial. Gene Ontology annotation, biological process: transcription initiation at mitochondrial promoter; rRNA methylation. The record is from RefSeq and is a predicted model, not a curated record. Gene Ontology annotation, molecular function: mitochondrial transcription factor activity; rRNA (adenine-N6,N6-)-dimethyltransferase activity. Lineage: Eukaryota; Metazoa; Chordata; Lepidosauria; Squamata; Agamidae. Gene Ontology annotation, cellular component: mitochondrial matrix.
UUCGGGUCCCUCUUGGGGCGCGAGCCUGGAGCGCGAGCGAUGCCUUCUGCUGGCGUUCUGAUUCUUUUCCUCGCGACGAGCUUCGUCCUCCCAGGAAGGAACCCUUUGACUCUGGAGUCAGUUUAGCCGAAAGAAACCCCCAAGCCCGAGGCGUGGUCCGGGCCUGGUGGGUUUGCCAUCUCCCUAGGGUGCCAGUUCAUUACUCUUACAAGUAGUCUGGAAAAGCGUCGUGGACUGAUUUCUGCAGCUCCAGUGGCUGCUAAAAAAACUUGGCGGCAGCAGGUCAGGCAGGUCUCUUGUUGAUCAGUUGGCAACCACAAGUGAGAAGAUAAAAUAUUGUCAUCCAUGGCUGCAUCAGGAAGAGUGGCUACCUUCCGUUUGCCACCUCUCCCAACAAUAGGAGAGAUUAUUAAGCUGUUCAACCUCAGAGCUCAAAGGCAGCUGUCCCAGAAUUUUCUUCUGGAUCUGAGACUUACAGAUAAGAUUGCGAGACAAGCCGGGAAACUGAAAGGUGCCUAUGUUUGUGAGGUCGGCCCUGGGCCAGGAGGAAUCACAAGAAGCAUUUUGAACGCUGGUGUGGCAGAACUCCUGCUAGUCGAGAAAGAUCCUCGUUUUAUUCCUGGGCUCGAGUUGCUUUCUGAAGCUGCUCCAGGAAGAGUUCGUAUUGUUCUUGGAGAUAUUUUGGCAUAUAAAUUGGACCAAGCAUUUCCAGAUCAUCUUGUAAAGAACUGGGAAGAUGAUCCUCCAGACAUACAUAUUAUUGGAAAUCUGCCUUUCAGUGUUUCAAUCCCUCUGAUAAUCAAGUGGCUUGAGAAUGUAUCCAAAAGAGAUGGGCCUUUUCGAUAUGGUAGAACACAGAUGACUUUGACAUUUCAGAAGGAAAUAGGAGAGAGACUGGUAGCUAGUACGGGAGCCAAGCAGCGAAGCAGGCUUUCCAUUUUGUCUCAGUACCUGUGUACAGUUCAGAACCGUUUCACAAUUCCAGGAAGAGCUUUUGUUCCAAAGCCAGAGGUGGAUGUGAGUAUAGUUCAUUUUACACCAUUGGUGCACCCGAAGAUAGAACAGCCAUUUAAAUUGGUGGAAAAAGUCGUUCAAAGUGUUUUUCAGUUCAGAAGGAAACACUGCCAUCAUGGUAUACGGAUUUUAUUUCCAGAAGCUCAGCGUUUAGAGAAGGCUAAACAGAUGCUCAUGCUGGCAGAUGUUGAUCCAACUCUAUAUCCCACUCAACUGUCUGUGUUCCAUUUUAAAUCCCUUUGUGAUGUCUAUAGGGAAAUGUGUGAUGAAGACCCAAAUCUUUUUGCAUAUAAUUACAGAGAGGAACUGAGAGAGAGAAAAAAACACAAGACCAGCAAAUAUAAUAGGACUGAAGACAAUAAUUUGCUCUAGUUACUUGUCUAAAAUGAGCCAGAU